GUUGGAUGUGCGAAGGCGAGGCCGGGGGUUCCAGUACUUGGUGUAUUGGGAGGGGUACGGGCUAGAGGAGCGUUCAUGGAUCUCCCGCUCCCUUAUUUUGGACCCUGAUCUUCUUAGGGACUUUUAUGCUAGGUAUCCGGACAGGCCUGGUAGGACGCCAGGAGGCGUCCGUUGAGGGCGGGGUACUGUUAUGAUUCUGUUUUGGUUUUGUUGUGUGCUCUUUUUGUGUUUUUUCUUGUCUCCCCCCUCCCUUCUCUGUUUUCCUCUGCAGGGAUAGAGUGUGACAGGGAGUUGGCUGGCUCCUCCCAGCAGCAGACGAGGCACACCUGUUUCCACUCUCCUCUUCACCUGUUGAUAUAAAAGCCCGGUCCUCAUGACACUUCCCUGCCAGAUAAUUACUUUGUGUUCGACCCUCCGGUGUGUCUCGCUGCUCUCCUCGUCCCUGUGAUAUUUUUGCUUGGAUUUUUUCCUCCUGUCCCUGAUGUCUCCGUGCCAGCCAGCUUCCUGCCUCCACUGCCGUUUUUCUGUGCCUCUGCUUAAAAUAAACUUUUUGUUUUUGACCAUCUCUCUCUAAGUCUUUUGCUUUGGGGUCCAAUGUCUCUAGGCCGUAACAAUACUGGCUUUUUAAAAUCAAAAUAAGUUAUUCUCAGAUGGAUCGGCCAACACUGUUUGACUUCCACGGAGUCUCCAUGAUCAAACAAUUCACUGACAGCUGGGAGGAGGUACAGAACUUCAAAGCGAGACCAGAUGAUAUUGUUAUAGUUAGUUAUCCUAAAUCAGGAACAACAUGGACCUGUUACCUCAUGGAUCUACUGUUUUUUGGGAAGACAUGUCCAGAGCGCCUCCUGUCAAUCCCUCUUCAGGAGAGAGUGCCGUUUCUGGAGAUCAGCAGGACUUCCCCUACACCAGAAUAUUUACAGAAAGGUACAGACUUGUUAGACCAGCUCACAACUACUCCUCGUCUGAUUAAAACUCACCUGCCAGUCCAGUUUCUACCUAAGUCCUUCUGGGAGCAGAACAGCACGAUAAUCUAUGUGGCUCGCAAUGCAAAGGACACUGCUGUGUCGUAUUACCAUUUUUGCCGCAUGAAUUAUUGCAUGCCAGAACCAGCUGAUUGGAGCACAUUUCUACAGAAUUACAAGGAGGGAAAGGUGUCAUACGGCUCCUGGUAUGACCAUGUGAGUGGCUGGUGGGAGAUGAAACGGAGUUAUUCGAAACUUCACUACAUGUUCUACGAAGAUCUGUCUGAGGACACGGGACGAGAGAUGGACCAACUCUGUUCCUUCCUUGGGUUAUCUCUUUCAGCUGAGGAGAAGGAAAAUAUCCUAACCAGAGUGAAGUUUGACAAUAUGAAAACGAACAAGAUGACCAACUUUUCCACAAUCCACCAUAUGGAUCAAACCGUGUCUCCUUUCAUGAGAAAAGGGAAAGUUGGUGACUGGAAGAACCUCUUCACUGUAUCCCAGAAUGAAAAGUUUGAUGAGGACUGCAAGCAGAAACUGAAGAAUCCUACACUGCAGUUUCGUUACGAUGCAGAGGCGGCAAGUGUGGCUCGGGAUAUGGAAGGCUAACAUUUGAUCAAUUGUUCUGCUUGUUUUAAGCACCACAGAAGACGUUUUUAUGUUAACAACAGCAGUUGUAUGCACCUAUUUGCUGAACAUAUAAUAUUGUAGAAUUGGCAUGUUUUAUAAGGCUACUUCUAGGGGGAAUUGGUGUGCAAUGGAUAAGGGACCAAACAUGUAGAGACGGCUAAGCCUUCAUACCCACCUUGUUUAGAGACAGGCCUGCUGUUUAAAAUGUCCUGAACUGUGAUUAUUUUCCAUUUGACUGCAUUUUAUAAA
Gymnodraco acuticeps is the source of this 1841-nucleotide messenger RNA. Its product is annotated as cytosolic sulfotransferase 1-like. Gene Ontology annotation, biological process: sulfation. NCBI's taxonomy places the organism in Eukaryota, Metazoa, Chordata, Actinopteri, Perciformes, Bathydraconidae. The coding region runs from base 651 to 1571 and encodes 306 amino acids. The transcript is spliced from 7 exons. The record is from RefSeq and is a predicted model, not a curated record. Gene Ontology annotation, cellular component: cytoplasm. Gene Ontology annotation, molecular function: sulfotransferase activity.